GGUGUAAGACUGAAAACAACAAAUCCUUGUCCCUUUUCAUGAAUUUGUAGUCUUGCAAAUCAAUGCACGUAACUUGUCAUAUCUCUGUCUCAAAUCCGUUCAUUACGUUUCUUUUCUUGUCUGUACACAAUUUAAGGAGACCUGUUCUUAUUUUGAUUCCUGCGAUUUGAAUUACCUCGCUCGCAUGAUCUUGCCCGGUAGUUUCUCGAAAAGCCACCUUUCCUGCAUCUAAUUAUUGUCCAUAUAUAUACGAUGUAUAUACAUGCUGUCGUCGUUGUGGGUUUGACGUGUACAAUGAUGCCUGUCUGUUAGACGAUUUGGUUCAAUGAUUGCGCUUUUAAAACCGGAACCCGAAACUCUUCUUCCAUAUCUUCAAUUUGUUUUUGCAGAAAUAAUUUUUCCAGGGGGCUUGGAUAGCUGAGUAUCAAAGAGGAAGAAAAAGAGUUUAUUGAGCUGAAUAUAGAUAUAUAGUCAUUCACUUCAGCUCAAAGAACCAAGUAUGGCUGCAGAGUAUAGAGAGCCCCUGUUAAAGAAGAAGUACUAUAAGAACUGCCCUGGAUGUAAGGUUGAUGAAAUGAAGGAAUUGGAGCAAGGCCUCCCAAUUCGGCCACUGCUUUCCAUAUGGAUUAUUGUCUUAUGCACUGCUCUGCCGAUAUCAUCUCUCUUUCCUUUCCUAUACUUCAUGAUAAGGGACUUUCAUAUUGCUGAAAGAGAGGAAGAUAUUGGCUCCUAUGCUGGUUAUGUGGGAUCUGCAUUUAUGCUUGGAAGAGCUUUAACAUCCGUAUCAUGGGGAAUAUUUGCCGAUCGUUAUGGUCGAAAGCCUGUAAUAAUUAUGGGAACUACUUCAGUGGUUAUUUUCAACACCCUUUUCGGCCUUAGUGUAAAUUUUUGGAUGGCUGUAAUUACAAGAUUUCUUCUUGGAAGUUUGAAUGGCUUACUUGGGCCAAUAAAGGCAUAUGCAGUCGAAAUUUUUCGAGACGAAUACCAAGCAUUAGGCCUAUCAACCGUUAGCACAGCUUGGGGCAUAGGAUUGAUCAUUGGCCCUGCUCUGGGAGGUUUUCUAGCUCAGCCAGCUGAGAAGUAUCCAAAUCUCUUUUCCAAAGAUUCAUUGUUUGGAAGGUUUCCAUAUUUCUUACCAUGCUUGGCCAUAUCAAUUUUUGCCUUGGCAGUAACCAUUGCUACUUGCUGGCUUCCGGAAACACUUCAUAAACACAAUGACAAUGAUCAAUCAUCUGAUGAUUCAUACGAUGCUUUGGAAGCUGCAUCUAAUGAAUCUAACACAAAAGAUAUAACAGAAAAGGAGGAAGGAAGAGAAUCCACUUCUAAGCAAAGCCUCCUAAAGAAUUGGCCUUUAAUGUCAUCUAUCAUUGUCUAUUGUGUUUUCUCCCUUCAUGAUAUGGCCUACACAGAGAUAUUUUCUCUAUGGGCUGUUAGCCCUAGAAAGUAUGGAGGCUUGAGUUAUUCGACGGAGCAAGUCGGGGAAGUUCUUGCAGUCUCAGGUUUCAGCCUUCUUGUCUUUCAAAUGUCCCUAUAUCCAUAUGUAGAGAGGCUUCUUGGACCUGUAAUGGUGUCUCGGAUUGGAAGUGUCUUAGCCAUACCUCUCUUGCAAAGUUAUCCUUUGAUAGCCAUGUUAUCUGGCUUCACUCUUACCUUGGUAAUAAACUGUGCAUCAGUCCUCAAGAAUGUUCUAUCAGUAUCAAUCAUAACCGGAUUAUUCAUUCUGCAAAAUCGAGCUGUGGACCAGCACCAAAGAGGAGCUGCUAAUGGCAUUGCCAUGACUGGAAUGUCUCUUUUCAAAGCAGUUGGUCCUGCAGGAGGUGGUGCAUUGUUUUCUUGGUCGGAAAAGCGCCUAGACGCUUCAUUUCUGCCAGGUACUCAGAUGGUAUUUUUCGUCUUGAAUAUAGUUGAGGCAGUUGGAUUUUUGUUGACAUUCGAACCAUUUCUAGCUCAACAUAGGCAAUAAAACAAGGGAUCCCAAAUUUUAUUUUAAGAAUGCAAAAAAGAAGAGAAUACUCCAAAGGCUUAAAUCUUGGUCAACAAAGUAUCCAGAUACCAGCUAUGUCACUCGGGUUCUUAAUUCUUUUUGAAUAUUCAUAUACGAUACUAUGUUAAAUAUAGGUGUGAAAGUAACAGCCCCCCAAAAAAUGAACACACCUAUGUCAAGUCAAGGCAUUAUUUGUAUCUAGUACUUACCACUGAAUCUGAAUAACGUAGCUUAUGAGUAUAUUUAUUCUUGUCUAUUGAUGAUAUUUAGUCAUUUAUUGCUCCCAACAAGGUUUUGGCAAAAUGUGAUUGCUUUUAAUAUAAAGACUGUUUAGCAGUUUUUGAUGUA
This is a messenger RNA of Gossypium arboreum, 2332 nucleotides long. Its product is annotated as protein ZINC INDUCED FACILITATOR-LIKE 1-like. Gene Ontology annotation, biological process: transmembrane transport; regulation of stomatal closure. The coding region runs from base 500 to 1963 and encodes 487 amino acids. Gene Ontology annotation, cellular component: plasma membrane; plant-type vacuole membrane. The record is from RefSeq and is a predicted model, not a curated record. Gene Ontology annotation, molecular function: solute:potassium antiporter activity. The transcript is spliced from 18 exons. NCBI's taxonomy places the organism in Eukaryota, Viridiplantae, Streptophyta, Magnoliopsida, Malvales, Malvaceae.